GGAAAUAAUCGUGAAUUAUUGAUUAAGAUGUUGAUGAGGAGAUAAUGAUGAUGAGCUUGAAAUAAUUAGUUAUUUACAUGUUAAUUAUCAUACAAAUAUCAAAGGAUAUAUCAGCAAAUGGUGUAAUUGUGUUUCUUUUGGUGUUGUUACCAUGGAGACAGAAGUACUGAUUUUGGUAGCAGCACAGAUAAUUUCCUGUUUAGCUUUUCAAAAGUCAGUUGUAAUCAAUGAACCAUGCAAUGAAGACCAACAAUACUCCUUAGGGCUGAAUGAUCAGCUUUACAUCACUGUCAAUGGUGAUAAAUUUUUUGAGAAGGCUUGUGGAAUCAGUCUGAUUGCCAAUGAUGACAAAUUUCAGUGCUCCAAUCUCUGUAUCUCCAUUGCUAGCUACCAUAUACAGACAUGUGAUCUACGGCUUGCUAUCUACGAUACUGGAGUAUGGAAGUUUGGGUCUGCUAGUCCUGCUGUUUUGGGACAGUGUAACAACCAGUUGACUAGGAAGGACUGGUGUUCUACUGGUAACCAGGCCAACAUUAGACUAGAGAAUACAGUUGGCACAUGGGCAACAAUGGUGGGAAAAUAUGACUUUGAAAUUAUAGUUGUCUCAAGGUGCUCCACAACACAAACUGCUGCUGUCCCAUACAAAGUUUCAGAAAAAGAAUCCAGCGGUCCCGACCAGAACACAUUGAUUCUAAUAGGAGCUAUCUUGAGUUGUGUGAUUAUCUGUAUGGGAAUGUUUAUCAUGUUCCUGGUCUGGUACAUCAAAAGGCAGGCUAUUCUCUCUCACCAAAGUGCCAACAGCCUACCAAGGAGUAUCUCACAAGGAAGUGCUGUUUAUCAUGCUGUCCAGGAAACAUGUGAUGGUCAUGUGCCAUCAGAACCUAUUCAAGUUACAGACAAAAUGUUGACAGAUGAAGAUCCCAGUCACCGUGUCUGGAAUCAGCCCCAGCCCACAGCGCCACCUGUUGAAGAAGAUUGUAGCAAAGAAAGACCUCCUAGCUAUCACGAAACUUGUAUUCCGCCCAAUUAUGAAAACACUAGCCCACAAAAUAGAGGUCGGGAAAUAGUCUGAUCACUUGCCCAAACUGUAGAGGUUGGGAAAUUUUGAAUGUUUUAUAAAUAACAAAUUGUUUCAAUAUUAUUAUUACAAUUAUUUCACAUCAGACUGACUGAAGUUGUUGAAACAAAGUUGGAUGUACAAACUUUGUAAAAUGAUGAAUAUUUGAUUCUAUCCCAUUCAAUUUUUUAUUGACAUAUGGCGAUAUGAAUAAUUCAGAACAUAAAAUGACAAAUUGUACUUUUACAAUUAGCUUGAAUGAACAAUAUAUGCAGUCUGCUUUCACUCAUAUACAUAGAUGUAUUUUUUACAUGUAAAUGCUUUAGGAAUUUAAUAAAUAAUUAAUACAUGUGCAUUGUAAUGUAUCAAAUAUAUUUUAUCAAAUACUCUUAAUGUACAGUCAUUUUAUUGGAGUGUUAUGGCAAUUUUGAUCAACCAGAAUACAGAUAUGUGUUCUUGAGGUCAAUUUGUUGGUUUUUAGUGUCAACCAUUCUUAGAUACAGAUGCUAUAAAUAACGUUAAGCACUUUGCACUUGUUAACCAAUAAUUCCAUUUUCAGAAAACAUUAAACCAGUGUUGUAAUUUUUCUCCUACAAUUUGAGACCACUUUAAAGAUAAGAUUAAGAAAUAAUUCAUGCAAGCCAUAGAUUUGUUGGAAAUUUUCCCAUGGUCUGGGCCAUUAUAUUCAAAUUUUAUCCAGAGUGUCAGAAGUGAUAGAAGUAGGAUUGUCUUAUUCCUUUACACCAACAAAUUUUGAAAGCAGUUUUACUUUAAAACUUUUUCAUUCACAAAUGAUGUAUCCUUUUUAUAAAAUUACAGUAUAACGGUAUGACAUUAUGUGGAGGAAAAAGUCUUAAAAGAAUAAUUUUGAUAUUUUUCUUGUCUGUUUAAUUAUGAAUUGUUUUAUGUCAAUGUUGUAGGUUUUGUUUGAUGCUUGUUAUAUUAAUUGAAGAAUCAUACUAAAGGUCAAUAUUUGUUUUUGGUUGUUGAUGUAAGUUGAGGAUUUAAAUCAGGUAUUUACACUUCAUCAGAACAUUAAUGUUUUUAAUAGAAUUGAGAUCAUAAUUGUUGCCUGCUAUAGUAGAAGAUGCAGGAACACCUGAGUAAAAUUAUAGAAUCAUGAUGGAAAUUGUUGCCUGUCCUAGAAGAAGAUGCAGGAUCACCUUAUAAAAAUUAUAAAUGGUUGUGCAAUGAAAACAUUUUUUUUGUAAGAUCUUUAAAUCCUGUUUAUACUUUCAAAUUGAUUUGCAAUAACAAAAGAAAUUUUCAGUUUUUAAAGAAAAAAUUUCUCAUAGUCAAAAAGCUGGCUGCAUUAAUGUUUUAAUAGUCUUUUUUUGUAUGACAAAGACAUUAAAGUUACUUUGCUAAGUGUGUUUUUAGUAAUUACAAUGCGAUUAAGUAUCCCAAUUUUAUUUAUCACCCUUGGUAUGUGUUUAAAGCACCUGGGGUAUGUAAAAAAAAUGAACUAUGGGCCCCAUGUGUAUAGAUUUACAAAUCAAUAACACAAUAUGAAUAUUUUUUGCUUUCGUAAAUAUUUUUUUACUUUGAAAAUUUAUAUUGUACAAUAAUCCUGCCAGUAUGUAUGUUGUAAGAUGGGGUUGACAAUUUGUAGCAUUUGUGAUGUUUUCACUUUGUGUUUUUAGGUUGAUCUUUCAUUAUUUAUAAUUACUAAAUAAAUACCAGAGUUUUGCUAGACUAUAUAAGGGGAUAGACCCAGGUCAAGGGACAUUACUCUUAAAAAAUCACUAGAACGUUGGUGUCAAUCAUUUUCAAAAAUAUGUUUGAAGCUUCUCAGAAACACAGAUUGUUUGAAUUCUGUUUGACAAGAAUGUUUAAAAAACAAUGAUGAUACUGAAUCUUAAGGAUGUAGUCAUGUCAAUUUUAGGAAUUUUUGUUAGAUGUGCGGACUCCUUGGAUUUUUUCCAACGAUACCGGGUAAAAUAUUUUGCCCCAUUUCACCCACUUUUCUAUUCAUAUAAGACUUCAAUAGCUCAUAAAAGGUAACCCAAAUUUAAGCAGAUUCUAGAUUUCUUUUCUUACAACUUUAGACCCAAAUAAUGCCAAUGCUAAGUAUAUGGUAAAAGUCCGAGUCAGCCUUUUCCCGCCAUUUUUUUUUAAUUUAUUAUCUCGAAAUGGAGUUCCAUAACCUUUCAAUAUUUGUUCAGCUUAUUUUGUUCUUUAACUAAUGCUCUUCUGAUUUAAAGUAUCAACUUUAAAUUCCAAAUUUUUUUAAUUUCUCCUUAAAAACACAUUACUGAUUUAAAGUUUUAUAUCCUUCGACACAGAUCUGUGCUAUCUUUUGUCUGUGAAAGUAGUUGAAACUUUGAUAUGUUGUAGCUGUUUGUCUAUAUCAGCAAAUGAAAUUAUCAAAUAUUGGGGAUCCAACUAAUACUUUUUUUUCAAAAUGUUAUAAACUUAACUUCUAUUCUGAAAAUUAGAAAGUAUUGUAUAAAAUUCAAUACAAUUGAUUUUAAGGUUUUGUUUUGCAUAAGAUGUUGUAAAUUGUUACAUUUUUUUAGAAGAUUUGUAGAAUUACUGAGUUAUCUCCCAUGUUUGAUUUAUUUUACAUGCAUUCUGUACAAAUUUUCGAAAUGAAGAAAAAACACAAUUAAACAGUUGAAUUUUUUAGCAGAAAUUUAUUUGUUACAAUUUCUUAAAUGAAUGAAAAUGUCUCAAAAGUUAUCAUGGUUCUUAAAGGUUGUAAAUGUUCAUCGUUAUUGAAAAGUGCUUAAUGGUCUAUUUUGAUUUUAUAAAUAUUCAUAACACUUUUAUGUGUACUCAUAGAAAAAGUCACUUUUAAAGUGAAUAUAUGUAGAUAAUUACAUUUGCAUAAUAGAAAUUAAAAUUAUAUGUUGAAAUAAUUGAGCAGAAAUUUAUUUGUAGAUAAGUGUUGUGAUAAAUUGUGAGGUUAAUAUUUGUGGUGUGUUAUACAAUGUGCUUUAAUUAUAUAUCAUGUUUUAUGUCAAAGAUUUACCUUUUAUACAAUAUUAAUCAUUUUUUUGUUUUUCAUACCUUGUCCAUAUCUGCAGGAAUGUGUAUUGUCUAGUAACUUUAUUAACUAAUAUUAAAAAGGAAAUUGUCAAUCCAGUGCACACUAUAUAGGCUACUUAUUGAAACAUGAUAUUGUUUUUUUUUCUGUCAAUAUUAUUAGUGGAAUUUCAAAAAAUCUGCAUCAUUCUUUAAAAUAUCUAAUUAUAUAUUUUUUUUUAAUCCCAUAUGUUCAAAUUAAACGCUGAAAAGGGUAGGAUUAAUAGAAGGUUUAGUUUUAAUGGUCUUAUACACCUAAUUGCUAUUUGUUCUUCAUUACUGGAUAUCACAAAGGUUCCCGUAAAAUUUUGACGUCACAAUAGAAAAUGUCUGACACCACAAAGGAAAAGUAAUUGUUGUUUUAAAUCAAAAGUUCAAUUCUCAGGUCAAGUGUUGCAAAUUCCCAAAUAGCGAUGAGGUCUAUAAGUCUUUUAUCGAUAAUGUUUAAUAUAAGUGCUGUUCCAUUAUUCAAUUAAACUAAAAAGUUCAUAAGGCAGGUUUUAUUUUGAGAAGGGGGUCAAGGGUUAUUUAUAGGUGUUUCCCAUUUGAUGAAUGCAGAAUAUCGAAAAAAAAGUAUGAGAGAUUUUGGAAGUUCCUUUCUACUCUUUCUACCAUUGGACAUGACAUGAAUAUAAGAGUUCUUUCUAAAUUUUAUUUUUAUUUGUCUUUAUACUUAUGUUUAACUUUAACAUUUUAAUAUGUUAAUGCCUCGUUUUUAUUUGUUUCUAUUUCAAGCUUUAAUAUUUUUUUUACAUUUUUUUUUCUAUUGUUGAUUAUGUAUAUAUACAUUUACACCAAGCAUUUUAGUCUAGUCAUUUAUUUUAGAGGAAAGUUUAUUCUCUUCACCAUAACUACUUGAACUUAAGUUCUUCUGUUGUGACUUUAUUGUGAGUAGAUGUGGGAAAAAUCUUGAUAAAAUGUUGAAGAAGUAGGAAGUUACUUAACUUCUCCAACUGGUUUGAUUUAUAAACAGAUAAUUGAGGGUCUUGAUUUGGGGGUCUUCAUUUCUGUAUUCUUUUAUUCUUUAGGCCUUUUUCUCUAUUCCUUAUUUUUUUGCCCAUUAUUCUCUGUUCUUUAAGUUUUAGCAACCCAUUAUUCUCUAUUCUUUAUAUUUUUGGCCCAUUAUUCUCUAUUCUUUCUAUUUUAGAACCCCAUUAUUCUCUAUUCUUUUUAUUUUAGAACCCCAUUAUUCUCUGUUCUUUAUAUUUUUGCCUUUUAUUUUCUAUUUCAUGCCAAUUCUUUUCUAUUUUAUGCCCAUGAAUCUCCUUUCUGUAAAUCCCAUCCAGACCCCCAUCAUUUCUUCGUUGGUAAAAAUACUCACACAGAACAAGUGUUUAUGAUUGGAUAAUUUAUUACCAUAUAAAUUUGCAAAUAACUUCAUUUUUUACAUGAAUAAUUUUAUAUACAGUAUAAUUGGUUGUUUUCUCGUAGAAUAUUACUUAUUGAGAUAUAUUUUAAGCAUUUAAAUGAUUGUUGUCGUAAUUUGUAGGUUCAUUAGAUUCUUGCUGCACAUGAACUUGAUUUAUGCUGCAUUCAGAUUAUACGCAUUUACACAGGCUAAAUUAAAGUUAAAUGACAAAGUUUGCAAUUAUAAGACAUAAAAUUUUCUGGCUUAUGUACAUUUUUGCAAGCACUGGCAGUCAUGGACAAAUUAAAAUACUCACUGAGAGAAAUUACAGCAUAAUUUUUUUUUUGCGUAAUGUAAUUUUUACAAAUGUAAAAUUGUCAUUUUGAAUACUUAAUUUUCUAAAUUUUAAUUGGACUGUAAUUAGUUGAAAAAAAAACAAUUUAAAAGAUUGGUUCUUGACUUAGUCUUAUUGUCAUGUGACCUGUACAUCCAGUCAUUAAGAAGACAUAACCAAUAGUUCUUACCCUAAACAUUGGUGGCAGCAUAAUCAGUGCAAAAAAGUUUUAAAAAGUUUGAACAUUGUCAAAGUGUUUUAAAGGGAAUCUUCUACAUAUAAAUGCAGCAAAAAAUGAAAUCCUCUUUUAUGUAUUAUUUUCCAUUAUAGAUUAUUUGCCAUUUGUUAUUUGUGCUUAUUGUUUUUUGUGACAUAUUGAAAACAUUAUUUUGCUCCAGCUUAUUUAAGUAUUUGGACCCUACGUGGGGCAAAGAGUUAGUGAAAAUUAACCAAGAAAUAUUUCUAAAAUGUGAACCAUGCAUGUUUGUUCUAUAUACAGAUUGAUACAGUACUGAAACUAACCAUGUAUAAAAUUUGUAUUAUGUGAACAAUACAUGCACAUUCUAUAUACUGAUUGAUACAGUACUGAAAAUUAACCACAUAGAAAAUUUCUCUUAUGUGAACCAUACAUGUACAUUCUAAAUAAUGAUAUGAACAUAUUUACUUUUUUUCUUCCAUAUAAGAUGGAUUUGACAUAUCAUGUUUUUAUGCCAGUACGUCAUCAGGUAUUAGUGGUUUAAAGCUUUGAUCAAGAAGAGUAACUAUAUUCUCUUCCUGUUUUGGCACUGAACAUGAUUAGUUUGCUAAAUUGAAUUGCACUAAAUAUCUGUAACGAUGUUUUCACAUUUUCGAUAUCAAGUGAAUGAAACUUUUGAGUGGCUAAAAUUUCAAUAUAUGUAGAGAAGUUCAUUUUCAAAGUUGGAGGAUUUAAAAAUUUCAUAACAUCUGUUUUUUAGAGGUAUUAUGUACAAUUUAUCCUUUUGAGUAAUACUGGUUACACUUUUUGAGCAUAACAAAUCACUGUGAUCAAAAGAAGUAUAAAGGUUACACAUACAUAAUAGAUAGUUUCCCAUUAAUAUCAUUUUGAUUCCGAGUUAUUUCCAUUUGUUACCGUGUGGGAGAGCAAACUGGUUGAUUUCUUGUUUGACUACAGGUAAAUGAAUUUAAACAGAUGAAACAAGAAAGUCUAGUAAAAGAUCCUUACAUGUACUAGAUGAAGUUUUCUCCUUACUAGAUGGGGUUCUUACUAGAUGAGAUUUUCUCCACACUAGAUGGGGUUUUCUUAAAGUUAAGCAGCCAUUAUGACAAGUAGAACUUGAUCCAUUUAUCAAGGUAUUUGUGGAUGUUUCAAAGGGAAAUAGCUCUGAAAUCAAAUGAGGUCAAUGGAAAUCUAUCUAUUACAAAAAAUCUGUUUGGUUUAUUACUGUUUUCUUAAUGCUUCCUCAACACAAUAAGGAUAAAUUGUGCCCAAAAAUUUUGUGCCCCAAGUUUCUAAAAUCAAAUAUCCCAGAAUUGAUUAAAAAAUUCAAUUUCCUGAGUCAGAUUUAUUUCCUUUAUGAUGUCAUCUUGAGCUAGAAGCUGGUAUGACUUAAUUUCGUUUUAUAAAUAUGUGUAAAUAUUAUUAUUUUAUUAGCAAUACCAAAUCUGGAAGAUUUGAUGUCAUAAAUGUUGUUAUUGUAUAAGAUUAUCAUGUCAGUUUUCUGACUUUAAUAAUUUAUUUUUUUUUGUUUUCUCAUUUUACUUGCAAUUUGAUUUAUUAUUUUGAAAUAAAGAUGUUACUGGGA
Molecule: messenger RNA, 7550 nt
Organism: Mytilus californianus (California mussel)
Lineage: Eukaryota; Metazoa; Mollusca; Bivalvia; Mytilida; Mytilidae
Exons: 6
Coding region: 152-1072 (306 amino acids)
Source: RefSeq, a predicted model, not a curated record